Messenger RNA from Aedes albopictus (Asian tiger mosquito), 3050 nucleotides. It is a transcript of the gene Shal, whose product is annotated as potassium voltage-gated channel protein Shal. The transcript is spliced from 6 exons. The coding region runs from base 458 to 2098 and encodes 546 amino acids. Gene Ontology annotation, biological process: potassium ion transmembrane transport; protein homooligomerization. The record is from RefSeq and is a predicted model, not a curated record. NCBI's taxonomy places the organism in Eukaryota, Metazoa, Arthropoda, Insecta, Diptera, Culicidae. Gene Ontology annotation, cellular component: voltage-gated potassium channel complex; membrane. Gene Ontology annotation, molecular function: protein binding; A-type (transient outward) potassium channel activity.
UUUCGCUGUUUUCGCCUUGUUCUUCGAAUUCAGGUAUUUUUUGCUUGCCGAGUAGAAGCCUAUAAUACAUCGGAUACAGCCUCUAGGGACGUUUAUGAGAAGAGCAUUUUUCCUUGGCUCAAAAAUCGAGAACAGAAUAAUUAUAGAAAAACGGUGAUUUAUUUGAACCUACACUCGGAGGGUUUUCGGUCUCAGUGGGGCACCGUAUAAAAACGAAUGUCAUAAUUGGAUUUAUUAUCUGCAAGGAAGCAGCAGAAGCAAUAAGAAGAGCAGAGGAAGUCUGCUAUUAGACAACGACGAGCCGUGUCAAGGUCACCAAGAGGACUGGAGAAAAAAAACGGAACUCGGAUAGUCGCCGUGGUUGACCUUGUUCUCGCACCGAAGAGGACGUGGAUACCAUUAUCGUGCCGUUCCUCGUGUUUUAUUGGGGGACCAUUGAAAAAUUCCACCGAAUAGUAUGGCUUCGGUCGCCGCUUGGUUGCCAUUUGCACGGGCGGCGGCCAUCGGGUGGGUCCCAAUAGCCUCCCAUCCACUCCCAGCACCGCCGGUGUUCAAGGACCGCCUCCGAUCAGAAGACGAGAAGCUAAUCAUAAACGUUUCCGGACGAAGAUUCGAAACGUGGCGAACGACCGUUGAAAAGUAUCCCGACACCCUAUUAGGCUCGAACGAGAGAGACUUCUUCUACGACGAAGAUAGCAAAGAGUAUUUUUUCGACCGUGAUCCGGACAUAUUUAGGCACAUAUUAAAUUACUACCGCACUGGUAAGCUGCACUACCCUCGACACGAGUGUUUGCUCAGUUACGAUGAGGAAUUAGCAUUUUUCGGAAUCAUGCCGGACGUGAUUGGAGACUGCUGCUACGAAGACUACCGGGAUCGGAAGCGAGAGAAUGCCGAACGACUGAUGGACGACAAACUGUCGGAGAAUAGUGAUAAUAAUCUGCAACAGCUUACCAACAUCAGACAACGGAUGUGGCGAGCAUUCGAGAAUCCACACACUUCCACUGCCGCCCUCGUGUUCUACUAUGUAACGGGCUUCUUCAUUGCUGUAUCUGUGAUGGCCAACGUCGUCGAGACGGUUCCCUGUGGGUUACGGCCGGGCCGAGCCGGAACGUUAUCCUGCGGCGAACGGUACAAGAUCGUAUUCUUCUGUCUGGAUACGGCCUGCGUGAUGAUCUUCACAGCGGAAUAUCUGCUUCGGUUAUUUGCCGCACCGUGUCGGUGUAAAUUUGUGCGGAGUGUUAUGAGUAUAAUCGAUGUGGUCGCCAUCCUGCCCUACUAUAUCGGUCUGGGUAUCACCGACAACGACGAUGUGUCCGGUGCGUUUGUAACGUUACGAGUGUUCCGUGUGUUCCGAAUCUUCAAGUUUUCCCGCCACUCGCAAGGUCUGCGGAUUCUCGGCUACACGCUGAAAUCGUGCGCUUCCGAGCUGGGCUUCCUGGUGUUUUCGCUGGCGAUGGCCAUCAUCAUCUUCGCCACGGUGAUGUUCUACGCCGAGAAGAACGUGGACGGUACGAAUUUCACCUCCAUCCCGGCGGCGUUUUGGUAUACAAUUGUCACGAUGACAACGUUAGGUUACGGCGACAUGGUGCCAGAAACAAUAGCCGGUAAGAUCGUGGGAGGUGUCUGUUCCCUGAGCGGUGUGUUGGUCAUCGCGCUACCCGUACCUGUAAUUGUGUCCAACUUUAGCCGCAUCUACCACCAGAACCAGCGGGCGGACAAGCGGAAAGCACAGCGGAAAGCACGUCUCGCACGAAUACGAAUAGCGAAAGCGGGCGCUAGUGCGGCGUUCGCGAGUAAGAAGAAGGCUGCCGAAUCGCGGCUAGCGGCGCAGGAGUCUGGAAUCGAACUGGACGACAACUACAACGAUGAAGACAUCUUCGAGCUACAGCAUCACCAUCUGUUAAGAUGUUUAGAGAAAACUACGGACCGGGAGUUUGUCGAGCUAGAGACUCAGUACAACGGCCAAACGAAGCGGCCCGGAUCGCCGUCACCGAUGGCCAGCCCCUCUCACUCAGCCAACACGACUACAGGUGCAACCGGGUUGCUGCAGUCCUGCUGUGGUCGGUGCUGCUCCCAGCGGUAUCAGCCAAAUCUAUAAUUGGACUUUCAGAUACAGAACUACACUUCGGCGAACCAAUGAUGUCAGGAGGACGACAUCCCGCUGCGGGAGAGGAAAAAGUCGUAAUAGAUUCCGGAGGCCACCGAACCCCCAGCGGACGGCGGAAACCAGUUUGAGUGAGCUCAUCAUCCGAUUUUUGAUCCCAGCCUAGGAACGGUCCAUCCAUCCAUCCGGUCAUGGUCCUCGCAUAAUCCGUCAUCAUCCGUACAUCCAUACCUCGAAGCCGGAAUGUUCCUCUCCAGCAGCGAUAUCGGUCAUUCUGUCACACGAACUUUCCAGUGCCGCGCCGCCAUCAAGCCAGCCAAUGUGUCCAACUGUGGGUCCUUAGCGGUUGUGUGAACCCACCCACCAGAACCUCACAAACAUAACAAUGCAUCAGUCGUCAUCAUUACCAUAGUAGAAUAUUAUCAGCACGCCAACAACGGUCGUCACAUUCGUCGGGUGCUCAUCGUUUCAUCGUUCGCCAUUCGUCCCGCAACGUCGCAACUCCUGGGCAACAACACUAAUUUAAUUUAGCAUUAAUUAACAAAUUAUAGAUGUACAGUGUUAUUCUCUCCGCCCAGAGGAGGUGGAUUUUUCAAAACAGAAACGGAAUGCUGCAGAUGGGAGCAUAAAAUAAGUAUGAAACAAGAAAACAUAGGCUAUAGAUAUAACCAACCAGGAAACGUGUAUGGUAAACAAAUUUUAGGGUAGCAAUUGAAUUUAAAUUAUUAACUGAAACCAAGGAAAACCUAGUCGAGGAACCGUUACCACGUAGAGAAAACGAAUACUACACACUACAUCUACUACACCUAACUAUCUAAUGCUACUAUCACUUACUACGUACCCUGAUUUCCCGUGGAAAGGACCCGUCGUCAUUAGUGAAGAAAAGAGAGACAAUGAUAGCAAACCAGCUUUAAUAAACACGACCAUUUUUAUUUUUUAUGUUUGA